Panthera uncia (snow leopard) is the source of this 1274-nucleotide messenger RNA. RefSeq lists its product as uncharacterized. The record is from RefSeq and is a predicted model, not a curated record. Bases 314 to 1189 code for a protein of 291 amino acids. The transcript has a single exon. NCBI's taxonomy places the organism in Eukaryota, Metazoa, Chordata, Mammalia, Carnivora, Felidae.
GAUUCCUUGUCCCAGAGUCAAGUCCUUACAGACCCGUGCCACCUCUGCAGCCGCCAAGUCCAGCCCUCCUACCCCCAACACGUCACCCGCCCCCAAAAGAGCAGCUUCUGAGGUCCUUAGGGGUUAAGCCCCCAAAGGCCCCGGCCGCUUACACUGGCCCACCACCGCCCCGCCCCCGCCCGGGUGCCACCCAACAAUCGCUCAUGAGGCGGCACCUGGUCACGAGUGGGCUUUGUGACACGGGCGGGACCGGGCUCUCGGGGGGGCCGGCUCAGGGACAUCGGUCGGGUGGUCACGAGCCUCCCCAACACCAAUGAGCUCCCCCUCCCACACCCCCAGUCCGUCCCCUACCCAGUCCCCCUCCCAGUCCCGGUCCAACCAUGUCACCCCCACCAACCAGCAGGCCUUCUCCAGCUCCGGCGGCUCAGCCCCGUCUCCGUCCCCCACCCGGGGGUCGUCCUCCCGCCCCCCCUCUCACCCUCCCACUCCAACUGCCUCCCAGCCCUCUUCCCGGGCUUCCUCCCUGACCCCCAGCCCUCACGUCCAGCAUGUGCCCCGAGGGGCUUCCCAGACCCCCACUCCGCCCACCUCCAAGUCUCCUUCCCAGUCUGGCCUGAAGUCCGUCUCUCGAAACUCUUCCCGAACCCCUCCCGUGCCUGUGGCCAGGUCCCCCUCCCACAGCCCGGCCACCUCGGCCUCCUACAUCGGGCCGGUGCGGGGCAUCCCCUCCUACAUCGCCCCCUACGUGCCCCGCUUCCUGAAGGAGCCCCCCUUCUUCCAGCCCCCCACCGUGCCCCUGCCCCAGAACCAGUGCUUCCCCUGCUCCUUCCCCUGCCCGCCCCGCAGCUGCGAGCGCCCUCGGGUGCCCGAGUCCCUCUACUUCCCCCUGCCCCCCCCUCCUCCCCACCACCCCCGGGUCAGCUGCUCCUACCCGACCCCGCCGGCCCUGUUCACGCCCCCCUCCUCGCUCUCCUACUGCCCGCCCACCGAGGUCCUGGUGAGCGGGAAGCCACACGUGGUGCCCACCGUGCUGCCGGCCACCUUCUACACGCCCUUCUCCCGCUACUACACCCAGCCCCGCCCGUACCGCGGGCACCGCCGCGGGCCCAGCGCCUCCCCCCUCAGCCUGCUCCCCCACUUGCCCUACGACGGCUCGGGCCGCUCUGUCCACUUCUUCCACCGGUCCUAGGCCUCAGACCUAUUUCGGACCAGAAGCCUCUGCCGGGAAAUUCAAGCUGCUACAUCCACACUUCAUCGGCUACCUGAGGGAGAGG